Molecule: messenger RNA, 3568 nt
Organism: Pseudogymnoascus verrucosus
Lineage: Eukaryota; Fungi; Ascomycota; Leotiomycetes; Thelebolales; Thelebolaceae
Exons: 2
Coding region: 291-3260 (989 amino acids)
Molecular function (GO): protein binding; RNA binding
Source: RefSeq, a predicted model, not a curated record
AUAUAUUCGUGGCCGAGCCAGACUUCCGACCUUCUUCCUUCUUCCUUUCUACACAUCACACUUUGACCAAGAACCUGAAGCCUUCGAAGACUUCCUUUCAUACAUUCAUACAUUCAUACACUCAACCCAUUCAUCCUUUCAAACAUUGCUAUACACAUCAUCAGCCCAAAAAAAUCAUCAUUAACCCGUGAUAUCACUCAGUGAUAUCACAACUACCACAUCUCAUAUUCAUCUCCAGUAUCCUUUGCCUCAUUCUUAUCCAAGUUAUCUUUAUUCAACCCGACUUCAUCAUGGAGCCAGGUCAUCUCUGGACGUAUAACCGCGAGUCUAACGUGAAGAAGUUCGAGUUCCCACCGGUCCUCCCACCCCGGCCCAGCUACAAUUCCGACCCCGGAACAAAGAGUGUCACCCUCAGAGUGAACCAGUUCCGAAUUUCUGAGUGGUCAGACAAGUCGGUCUGGCAAUACGAUGUGAAGAUUGGAUCUGGAGCCGAAAACCGCGGUCUCCUCAAGGUUGUUUGGAACAGCAAACCCGUUCAGGAAUUCUUGGCCGGCCAUGCGAAAUACUGGCUUUGGGAUGGGAACAAAAUCGCAUGGUGCGACAAGCCAACCAAGAAGAUGAACUUUGAGAAGAAGAUCACGGUCAACCUGGAUGAGCUCAAGGGCAGACAGCCUCGAGUCAUCAACGGCGUCCCCAAGCCGGACAUAACAUUUGUCACCAUCAAGUGCACCACGGAAAUCCCAAUGGGAGUCAUUCGAGCCUACUUGUUCAAGGGAAUGGAUUUCGACAACACCGUCCUCAUGGCAAUCAAUUUCUUGGACCACUGCCUUCGCCAAUGGCCAUCGGAGAACUUCAUCCAAGUCAAGCGCUCUUUCUUUCCGAGAGGCACUCAGAGACAGGUUCUUCAUGGCCUGGCCACACUCAUCGAGGCACAAAAGGGUGUUUAUUCGUCCAUCCGCCUUUGCGAAUCUCCCAGUACUCCGGGUGCCCUGAGCACAGGUCUUGGUGUCAAUGUUGACGUCGCCAAUGGAACAUUUUGGGUACCCCAACUUCUCAGUCAAGCAGCUCGCAACUUGACUUACGAGAGAAACUCUGGCUUGAACUGGGAUGUGUUCUCAGAGAGUCUGAGACCUGUCCCAGUGAACGGCAAAAAGACCAGUUCUGGUGCUCAGUACCACAUCAUGUCGAGGGAAUUCAAGGAGCUUCGCAAGCUUCACAAACUUCGAUUCCACGUCAAGCACCGCGGAAAGGAGCAAAAUGAGCGAGUCUAUCAGGUCAAGAACUUUGUCUUCUCCCCAGAUCAGUACGGUUCAUGGGGUGGCCAUGCCAAAGCAGUCACCUUUGAGAAGAAGGACCCUCAGAAUCCUAACGCCACCGCAAAGGAGAUAACCAUCUACGACUACUUUGAGAGGACAUACAAUGUUACUCUCCAAUACUGGAAGCUGCCAUUGGUGCAGACAGUCAAGGGUGGAAUCUUCCCAAUGGAACUCUGUACCAUUGCACCAGAUCAGCGCUACAUGUUCAAGUUGGAUCCCAAACAGACUGCGGAUAUGAUCAACUUCGCAGUCGUUCCACCGAACCAGCGCCUGGAAUCCAUUAGAAAGGGGGUUGACUUGCUGAGCUGGGGCAAAGAUCCAUACCUCAACCACUACGGCAUCAAGAUCGAGAGCACUCCGACUAUCACGACGGCAAAGCAACUGCAGCCCCCGGAUAUCCACUUCGGAAAAACCUCACAGAAAACAAUUGUGAAGCCAGGCUUUGCUGGGUUUUGGACCCUCGAUAGAAGCCAGCUGCUGUUGGUUCCACCGAAGCCCUUGAAGAAUUGGGGCGUAUUCAUGGCUGCGGAUAGAAAUGGAAGACCAAUUGUCACCGAGCCAAGAUGGGACGAGUUCAUUGCCACUUUCAAGCAGCAGUACAUUGCCCUCGGCCACAAGGGUGCCAUUCCGGACCCAAGGAAGUUCUUGUUCAACAGUGACAAUAUCGAGUCACAGAUUGACAGACUGCUGGCGCCGCUUGCUUCCACCCCAGAGAACAUUCCUCAGAUUUUGUUGUUCAUUGUCCCAGAUAAGAACUCUUGGACUUAUGACAGGAUCAAGAAGCACAUGGAUUGCAAAUAUGCUCUCGUGUCGCAGGUCAUGGUGAAGGGACACAUCGAGAAGAACAACCCGAAGUAUUGCAAGAACGUCAUCAUGAAGCUCAAUGCCAAGCUCGGUGGCACGACUAGCAAGGCCUGCAAAUCCAAUGCGAAGGAGCCUACGUUCUUCAAUACGCCUGGUCAGACCGCAAAGAACCUUGUGAUGAUGAUUGGCGCCGAUGUGAGCCACCCUGCCCCUGGCUCGGAGCAGCCGUCUUUUGCAGCUGUCACCAUGUCUCUUGAUAGCGACUGCUGCAGAUAUGCGGCAGCAUGCGAAGUCAAUGGCUUCAAUAAGGAGAUGAUCCAAAAGCAUGUCUGGGACAAGAAGGUCAAGGCAAUGGUCAACUGGUGGCUGGAGACUGUCGGAACUGUCAACGGCCAAAAGAAGGUUCCAUCCCACAUCUACUAUAUGCGCGACGGUGUUUCCGAAGGUCAGUACUUACAAGUGCUCAACGAUGAAGUCAAAUGGCUCAAAGACAUGUUGGAAACCGUGAACCCACAGUUCAAUCAGACUAAGUUUGCUGUGGUUAUUGCAUCGAAGCGCCACCACAUCCGUUUCUUGCCACGAACUGAAGACCAAUGCAAAGACAAAGACUUCAAUCCUUUGCCAGGAGUUCUGGUUGAGCACGACAUCACUCAUCCAUUCCAGUACGAUUUCUACCUCAAUGCCCACAAGGCAAUCAAGGGAACUGCUAGACCAGUUCAUUACCACGUCAUUCUCGACGAGGUCAAGCACAAGCCCGGCCAGCUUCAGGAGAUGAUCUACGCACACUCAUACCAGUAUAUGAGAUCCACGACGCCCGUUUCCAUUCACCCAGCUGUGUAUUACGCACACUUGGCAUCCAACAGAGCCCGUUCUCACGAGAACGUUCCAAUCGUUGACGAGCCUCGUGGUGGUCAAAAGGCUAUGGAGAGAAGACAGGCAGCCAAGCUUGAGAGCGAUUUGAGACUGGAGAACGCGUCUGAGGGUGGAUUGACCGCCAAGCGCUCGUCUGGCAAGUCGCCAUCGACUCAAUACCAGAUGGUGGAGAAUGAGGUGAUUGGGAAGUUCUGGAGAGAGCAACCGCAGCCGGUGAGAUUUAAGGCGCUGACCCAGGCGUUCUUGUACGGCAUGUGGUACAUCUAGGCCCUCGGGCUUACUGGUCAGCUUCGCUGGCAUAUUAUAUUUUCACUUCUAGCUCCAUUGUUGGCCAUGGACUUUUCGAUGGCAGGCAUUGGAGCCGCAGCUCUUGGAUCACACUCGCUUUGGCCCUUUUUGCCAGAGUGAGUGCCACCUGCUUGCUUAUUACGGACAAUUUCUUUCCUUGGGCGCGGUUAUCAAUUGUACGGGGACAACACUAGAACUUCUUUCGGCCAGCUACAGGAGUAACUCUCGCCUUGGUGGUGGAGUUUAUGGUGUUCAAUAGAUAGGUCGGAUAUCUGCCUUCCUUCCCC